This is a messenger RNA of Psylliodes chrysocephalus, 892 nucleotides long. The record is from the annotation of a GenBank genome assembly. NCBI's taxonomy places the organism in Eukaryota, Metazoa, Arthropoda, Insecta, Coleoptera, Chrysomelidae.
GACGAUUGUGACAAAAACUUUAGGACUCUCAUUGUUAUAAUUAUUAUUAUCCUAUAAGUAUUUCUUAGAUAUAUUUAAUAUUAUCUAAUAUGCAGGUACCUGAACGUCCAUUAUUCUUUAAUUAGUUUCUAUUAAUAAUGCCAUAAUAGUGAUUUUAAAAUCUAAUUAACUGGAAAGGUGGCAAUUUAAAAACAGUACUUAAGUCAAUCAAAUUGUAGGGAUAAUCUUAAUCCCUUCGGAAAAGUAUAAAACCCAGAAUAUAAAAUCAAAUUGUACAUACUAUAUUGUGAAAUUGAAUCUCCAAUAUCUGGCAGAAUACUUACUGUAAUUUUUACAAUACAAUGACAACAAAAGAUUUGUGGCGCCCAUGGCUGAGUGAUAAUGAAGAAGGUCUAAUGGAUCAAGAAAAUGUCAAUAAUCCCGAAUUAAGAAAAUCGGAAAAUAUAGGUGAUGAAGAAUUAAACUGUGGUAGAAAAAGGAUACACUUGAACCAGAAUGUCAAAAUAAUGAUAAAGAACCUAUUUAAUUGUAACCUGAAGCAAAUGAGUAAAGCAUCGGCGAUAAUAGAAACUGCUAGAAUAUCAAAAAUCUCACGAGCAACGGUUUAUGUUUAUAGGAUAGUUAAGUACGGACCGUACGCGAGAAAGGAAAGAAGUGAUAAAGAAAGCUUCCGAUCAAUAGACAAAUCACUUAAAGAUAAAAUAAGGUACGUUAUUGCGGAUCUUACAAUAAACGAAAUACCUACAAUCAGUAACUUAACUAGCGAAUUACAAAAAAGAAAUAUUAUACCGAAUUGUUCUAAAACGACAUUGUGGCGUUUCCUACAAGCAAAUAAUCUACAAGGAUCCAUUAAUAACGAUGAAGAAAUACUAAUAGUAGAUUAACUAAAUUU